This is a messenger RNA of Dendroctonus ponderosae (mountain pine beetle), 1748 nucleotides long. RefSeq names its product UDP-glycosyltransferase UGT4. NCBI's taxonomy places the organism in Eukaryota, Metazoa, Arthropoda, Insecta, Coleoptera, Curculionidae. The transcript is spliced from 5 exons. Bases 184 to 1674 code for a protein of 496 amino acids. The record is from RefSeq and is a predicted model, not a curated record.
AUCGGUUAAUUUUUUAGUUCAAUAUCACUAUGCGGGCAUCAUAAUUCCUCGUGAUCUUGAUAAAUCGCGCUCAAUAUAGAAUUCGGUUUUCGGAUUCGUCCUUUGUUUCCUAGCUGUUGUUUAAUUCGUUGGAGCGGCAAUAUUUUCAGCAACAGGUGGAAAGACUGCGGCAGUAUAGCCACUAUGAAGCUGUGGACUUUGCUUAGCUUCGUGGCUGCAUAUCAGCAAGUACUUCUGGCUGAAAGCAACAUAUUGGUGGUAUUUCCGCAUGUUUACUACAGCCACUUUAAGGAAACCGCUCGAUUGGUGUCGAAAAUUGGCACCUACGGAUACAAUGUCACUUUUGUGACCCCUUUCCCAACCCAGCUGGAAAACGCCCAUCAAGGGAUCACGGAAAUAUCCAUUGAGGGUAUUGUAGAGCCGCUCAAGGACUAUGUCGCAAACUUUUACCAGACUGAAAACACCUGGUACUCCUACUGGUCGCAUUUGAAAUACACCAAAGACAUUGGCUAUGAAUAUGCACAGAAAGUCUUGGAAAAUGAAAAUGUUACAAAGCUAAUCUCGUCCAGCUCGCAAUUCGAUCUAGUGAUCAUAGAAGAUGUGUCUGCCGAUGCCCUAACUAUAUUAUCGCACAUUUUCAAAUGCCCUUUGGUCGUACUCUUGUCUGAGCCUCUAGGAAUAUUUUACGACAACUACGUAACCGACAUAACGCCUUGGAAGCAGUACAAUGAGAUCAGAAGUAUGCAUCACUGGGCGUUCAAGGAAUUAUUUCGCGAACUGAACACGUUGCCUGCUCAGAACAGACUUGCGAGAAAAUUUCUACCAAGUGCACCAGAUCUCAGAAAUAUCAUGUAUGACACCAGCUUGGUCCUAAUGCCCAGUUAUGAGAUUUUGACCUAUUUAGUUCCCAAAUAUCCGCAUGUUAAGCAAAUUGGCGGGUUCAACAGGGCGGAAUCUAAUAAGCCGGAAAUUGAAGCCGAAAAUGCAUCUGCCUCUCUUGUAGUGGUCUCAAAAAACAUUCCCAGCUACAUAUUUGAGAAAUUACUGGAUAUUCCAUCACUAAAGUUCAUUUACACCUCGCAAGUAUCUGAUGUGAUCAGACAAGAAAGAGUAGACUUACUGAUAGGCGAUGGGGAUGUCUACGAUAUAGCCUCAGCUAUGGCAAGAAGAGUAAAGGUUUUGAUAAUUUCUCGCAAUUACUGGCAUCAAUCCUUUCUGAUUGAUAAGCUAGUAGAUGAGCGCAUGGCUUUGCAAGUAUCCAUAGAAGAUGACUUUAAGAAGAUCGUUGAGGCAGUCAACUAUCUAAUGAAUGACGCAGAAUCGGUAUUUAAAGUAAUGCGAGCUUGGACACUAAUGAAUAUUGAACAACCCGAAGGUGAUCAGACGAUGGGUUGGCUGGAGCACGUUUUGUUCUAUAAAGGAGCGUCCCACCUAAGGCCGAGCAACCUGAGAAGCAGCCUACUACAUAAUCGGAUAACGGUUAUCAUUAUUCUCAUCAUAGUGGACCUAGCGCUGUUUCUACUCUUCUACUGGAUUAUUAUACAUUUUCAUAAGGUAUUACGCCAUGCUGUCCUCAAAGUCUGUGGGGCAAUACGAAGGUUUAUUAAGAGAAGGGCACAGCCUCAAACCACCAUCAGUUACAUUCCUAUUGACGAGAAAAAGUUUGGAAUAUGAUUAAUCAUUCCAUGAAUGAUUACGUUGAUAAAUGCCUAAAAUGAUUGUUAAAUUACACAAAAUGUGUGUGAAAA